Molecule: messenger RNA, 2592 nt
Organism: Botrytis sinoallii
Lineage: Eukaryota; Fungi; Ascomycota; Leotiomycetes; Helotiales; Sclerotiniaceae
Exons: 2
Coding region: 133-1539 (468 amino acids)
Molecular function (GO): protein binding
Source: RefSeq, a predicted model, not a curated record
AGGAUUGAAUUAUCAAGGCACUGUUUUUCACAUCUUUCUCCUGGGUUAAAUAUAGUUUCGAUAAACUCGUUUCUAUCAGAUAUUGUCACCUACUACUUUUCGUUUGCCUGGUUUUAGUUGCAUAGUGUAGCCAUGGGAGUCGAUGCCGGCUUCGAUAUGUAUCCUCGUCUGUCUAAGGGAAUAGUAGACAGGCACAACUGGGGACGAUUUAUCGAAUUGAUUAAAGAGUAUUACAAAGAUGAUACUCAGGUUGAGAUAAAGCCGAAUUACAUCAUCUUCAAAGCAGGAGAACAUCCCCAGCUUCCCUUUGAGGGCCACAAGUUUCUGCGUUUUAGCUCAAAGAUAUCGGGAUCUAUCGCAGCAGAUACGAAUGUAGAGAGCUACAUCGAUACUGUGACAGGUUUUGCACAGACAAACUUCGGCUCUCGUGUUCGGUAUUGGCACGAGGGUGCCGAUCAGUCUGGCGUCUACAACUGGACUGAAGUUCAUGAAUCAAUCAGGUCAUAUCAGCAGCCAGAUAAACUUGAGACUCCGUCCAGCAUCGCCCAACUCCUUAGUGGCACCGAUCCCAUCGCAGAGCUGGGCAUUGCGCCUUUUGAGAUUAAACACAUCCCCGGAAAAGGUAACGGUCUCGUUGCCCGUGUCAACAUAUCCAAAGGCACUCGAAUUAUUUGUGAGAAGCCGCUUCUUAAAGCUGGGCCUAUGCCUCAUGAUGAGUUAGAGGCAUUUCUCGCGACAAAGUUGAAGGCCAUGUCUAGAGAGUCACAGCGACAGUUCCUGUCUCUUCAUAACAACUUCCCGGGGAAGAACCCAUUCAGCGGCAUCUUCAAGACGAACGCUCUGCCAUGCGGCUCUGGGUCGCCCAUAGGCAGCAUCUACCCAACAGUGUGCUUAAUCAACCACAGUUGCAUGCCAAAUGCUCACAAUAGCUGGGACAGCGCCAAGGAGCACGAAACGAUCCAUGCAAUCCGAUCGAUCGAGAGAGGAGCUGAGAUCACAAUAUCGUACGACCAUGGCGGAACGUCAAGCGAGCGACAAGCAUUUCUUGAAGAAAGCUUUGGUUUCUCCUGCACUUGUAGUUGUUGCACGCUCCCCCCCUUCUUACUCCAAGCUAGCGACAAUCGGCGCACACAGAUCAAGAACCUCGAUGACGCUAUUGGAGAUCCGUUCCGCAUGCAGAGCAACCCACAAGAGAGUUUGAGGGACUGCUACUCGCUGAUUCAAGUCCUCGACCAAGAGUUCGAUGGGUGUACUGACGGGCUAAUUGCUAGGCCCUACUACGACGCCUUCCAGAUCAGUAUCGCGCAUGGGGAUCAGGCACGCGCGAGUAUAUUUGCAGAGAGAGCUUAUAAAGCUAGGGUGAUCUGUGAAGGUGAGGAUAGCCCCGAAACGCUGAGAGCAAAGUCUCUUGCGUUGAAACCAGCCGUUCACAAUAGCUUUGGAGUGUAUUCUAGGAAGUGGAAAAGCGCGAGGGAUUCGGUACCGAAGGGUUUGGAUACGGUCGAGUUUGACAGGUGGUUGUUCAGGCAGAAGAAUUAAGCUAUAAGCCUCUCCUGUUAACGUAAUUUCGAAAACUUGCGGGCCUGUAAUGAAGUAUACAAUGGUUUUCAGGCUGCUGACUGAUCUUUUUUCUCCUUCAAGACCGAAAUUAUCGUUUCGCAAGUCAUAUAUACUAGCACAACAUGCGAUUCCCAAUCGCCUAUUAGUUAGUACAGGAUCGCUUAUCUCAGUUUUUUGUAGAUUCGAAGCUGAGACGCGUUGAAAGCACUUGUGCUUGCCGUCGUUGUGCUCGCUAUCGUCAUGCCUUUAUUCUAUCUCUUGAGAACUGUUGCCUCUUGUCACCGUGCACGCCAGCGUCGUGAUAGGCCACACCCCAGCCGCCAUAAGAGUGGUAAUAGCAUUUUAGUAUUAUAAUAAAGUUUGGAUAUCUAAACUCAAUCUAUUCAGAUGUUUAACUGGUAAUGAGAACUUAACGUUGUUGUAUCCAUAUCAAGGGGUGUCUUGUUUUAGUACAAAAGGAUACCCUCUGCAAGUUCAAAGGUAGCAACGAUGCAAUAAUAAUUUUCGGAAUUGAUAGGUCGGGAGUAUUUGGUAGCAGUACACGAUGUAAAUGAGAUGAAAAUGUGUAGAAAAUCUUAGAGUAUUCGUAGAUUUCAAGUCGUAUAAACUCGAAGUACCUACGAUGUGUCUGGUUACAGGGGGCGUCUGAGGACAGCUGACUUGAGAAGCCCGUGGGAGUAAAUGAAGUCCAGGGAGAGCAGUGGAUUUCAUGUCACUUGUCCGUCCAACUCACAAGUUCCCCAUUCUUUAUAGUAAUGGAUCUACUUCUCUUCCCAAUCACAAACGAGAUCGUCUCCCAGCACUACCAAAAUGAAUGGCAAAAGUCACCAAAAACAUACGACAGCAGGGAUUCGCUGGUGGUCACCCACCCAACUACUAAUCUACCGAUCUGAGGCUUGUGUAUGGCAGAGCGGACGGGAUGCCCAAUUCUCCUCAGUCUAUGGUCGUAUGUAUUAGAAAGUGUUUUAGUUUAAAAUGUAUAUGGUUCAAAUCAGUGACACCAUUUGGAACCCAGACCCCCACGUCCAAGCA